AAUUGGCGGGAAAUAUAUAUCUAAGAUAUUCUCCGAUUAUUAUACAGUGUUGCACGAAGAACAUUGAGGAUUGAUGAUCAGUGAGGAGAAGAUCUAGCCGGGAAUAGCAGCGAGAAAGGAGUUUUACUUGGAAAAUGCCUCCGAGGAAGAGAACGAGUGGCGGGGGAUCUAAGAAAUCCAGCCACCAGAAUCAGCAGCAGGCCGCGGCGCCGCCGCCGCAGCAGCAACCGUCUCAGCCGACAAAGUUCGGAAUCCAGCACUUCUUCGAACGGCACACGCAGAAUGUCCUCUCUCAGAAAUCCAAGGCUAGACUUGAUUCACGCAGUUCGGGUUCGGAUACUUCGUCUGCCGCUCUCAAUGACCUCAGGAUAGCAAAUCCUAGUGUUCAGCGCCAUAGGAAUGAUAGUAUUUCUAUUGCUGAGAACUCUGUAAAUGCUCCUGAUUCCAUGACGAAUUUGAGGAGUGUUGGACUGCCUAAUGAUGCUUCUAUAAUGAGAAGCAGUAGGGAUGUGAUGGAAUCGAAUAAAAUGCAUACGAAUAGUGCUGCUCCGGCGCCUCAGAGUGCGAGCAGUGAGCCUGAGCUGCGUAAUACUGUGGUUCAAAUUCGUAGUAACAGUUCUCAAAGGUUAGGGAAGGAUUUGAGCUCAAGCUCAAGGAUCGUUGAAAUGGAAAAUUCAAAAAAUACCGCAAGUUUACUAGGAAGCGAGUCCAACAAUUCAUCUCAGAAUACGCCCACAGACAAUGCGCUAGCUGUGGUAGUUGGAGAUGAUGAUGCUAAUGAAGCAGCAGAGGUGACACCUGAGGUUUGCAAAUCAGCGUCUGUAAAGAGAUUCAAGUUUUCUCCAGGGAUGUUGAUAAAGCAAAGCCAGGAUGAUGGAGGUGAUGAGAUUACUUGGAGAAUAUCUCCUGUAAAUGAACGACUGAAUGCUCUGUCAAAAUCAGAGAAGCUACCAGUACUGGCAGAUUGUUCACGGUUAAACUUGUUGAAUUUUCAGCAGUGUUCACAGAAAAAGGUCAAGACUUCUCCACAACCAUCAGGCAAAGUUCAAAAGUGGCUAUCUUCACCUCCACCAAAAAAAGCUGAAAAUUCUCUGGUACACCCAAAUAAAACCACAGUGACCUCUGUCAAUGUGGAUCAAGUUAUGGAUAUCCAUGCUAAGAAUGGAAAAACAAAUGGGGAGAAGAACUCUGCCAUAGCUAAUAGUCAGAGUCCUUUUAAGACACCUCCAUCUCUAACAUAUUGCAAUGAUAAGUCUGGCAAGGGUUCUGAUGCCAGUGAAGUAGCUGAUCUGCUUGGCUCAAAACACAACAAAAAGGCACUAAUUGAACUUUUGGAUCAAGUAGAAGAUGUAAUAUCUGUUGAAUCAUCUGUAAGUGGGGACAACAAGAUAUCCUCUGGAAAUGAUCUGCAUGUCAGAUCUGAUCCCGUUUUACCAGAAGCAAGAAGCAACUUAAGAGAAACUUCACUCUUAUUUCUUGUACUGGAGGUUUCUGAAAAGCAUGGACAUCUUGAGUCCUCUGGUUCAAAAUGCUUAGUUAAGGUUUUGCGCCUUUUCAAUGAACAAAGUGGGGAAGAGCGAGUUGUGCAAUUGUGGGAUGAAUGGUUGUAUAGUGUUGUUGCACCUGGAGAUACUGUUCAUGUCAUAGGAGAAUUUGAUGACAAAGGGACAUGUGAUGUUAAUCAUGAGAAGAAUUUUCUAAUUGUUCAUCCAGAUAUAUUGGCUUCUGGGACACGGGUUGCUGCAAGUUUCAGUUGCUCAAGGCGUGCUGUCCUGGAUGAGAGGCUAAAGUUUAGUGAAUAUUCAGCUGCAGCACUGAUUGGAACCCUAUUGCAUCAGAUUUUUCAGGCAGGACUUAUCAGAGAAUCCCCUACAAAAGAAUACCUGAAGGAACACGCACAAGUUUUGCUUCACAAAAACCUUGAGAGCCUAUAUGCUUGCAAAGUCAGUGAAAAUGAGUUCCAUAAAAUAUUGAUUGAGGCAAUUCCAAAAAUAUUGAAUUGGAUACAUCUCUUCCGUGACUCAGAGGGUUCCAAAAUACAAAAUAUUGGUUUGGGAAGUGAAGUCAGAGAUAAAAAGAUCAAAAUAUUGGAGGUACUUGACAUUGAAGAAAUGGCAUGGGCCCCAAAAUAUGGUUUGAAAGGGAUGAUUGAUGUCUCUGUGCAAGUAAAAGUUGAAAUAAAUAAUGAAGUUACGGAUGUGAUUGUGCCUCUGGAAUUCAAAACUGGGAAGGGAACUAGUGGCCAGGCUGCAAUGGAACACAAUGCCCAAGUGAUGCUAUAUACUCUUUUAAUGUCUGAAAGAUACUCAACAAUGAUCGAUUAUGGACUCCUUUACUAUCUUCACACAGAUCAAACACAGGGAAUCACAGUUCGAAGAUCUGAUUUGAUUGGCCUUUUAAUGCGCCGUAACGAACUUGCAAAUGAUCUGCUAAGGGCAUCAACGACUCAACAACUGCCUCCAAUGAUACAGAGUCCAAACAUGUGCAAAGGAUGUCGACAUCUUAAUAUCUGUAGUGUCUAUCAUAAGGCCUAUGGCGGUACGACUGAGGGUAGUGGACUGGGAAAUGUGUUUGAUUCACUUGUUAACCAUCUAACUACUGCACAUGCUGUUUUUCUUCAAAAAUGGGAUCGAUUGAUUGACUUGGAGGCCAAAGAAUUGGAGUUUGUUAAGAAGGAAAUCUGGAGUUCACAUGGUUCGGAGACUGAAGGUUCUUCCUCUUGUCUAUCCCCCCUGGUUCUUGGCCCAUCAGAUAAACUUGCACAGAAAAACUUAUGUACUGGAAACCAGUUUAUUUAUCACUUUGUGCACCAAAGUUUGCCUUCAGUAGGCAUUGAUCAACAGAAUACGCAUGGUUCUUCUAUAACAAACAAUUUGGAAUGCAGACUUAGGAAUGGUGAUUAUGUGAUAUUAAGCACAGAGCCUGGUCGUUUAAUAAUUGCUAGUGGGGUCAUUACAGAUACAAGUAAUUCCCAUGUCUCGGUAUCUUUUUCAAAACGAUUAAGGCUUCCAGGAAGCAGAUUGCGACAAGAUCUUCAUCAGCAGAUUUGGCGGAUUGAUAAAGAUGAAUUUACAUCAUCAUUUGCAAUUAUGAGGUUCAACCUUACACAACUGUUUAUGCAAAAUGAAGAGAGUAUACAUCUGCGAAAGAUGAUUGUUGAUCUUGAGGUGCCUAGAUUUGAUAGUGGCUGCAUCUUUAGUCAAGAUCCUGCCAUUUCUUACAUCUGGUCAGAGAAAACAUUGAAUGGGGAUCAGCGUAGGGCCAUACUCAAGAUACUUACAGCAAAGGACUAUGCACUCAUAUUAGGCAUGCCUGGAACAGGCAAAACAUCCACGAUGGUGCAUGCUGUGAAGGCAUUGUUAAUGAGAGGUGCAUCCAUUUUGCUUACAUCCUACACAAAUUCAGCUGUUGAUAAUUUGCUUCUCAAAUUGAAGGCUCAGGGUAUAGAUUUCAUACGUAUUGGAAGAUAUGAGGCUGUGCACGAGGAAGUUCGAGAACAUUGCCUAUCAACAACCAACCUAUGUGGUAUUGAAGACAUCAAGCAAAGGCUAGAGCAAAUAAAAGUUGUUGGUGUUACAUGCUUGGGUAUAACUAGCCCUUUGCUAGCCAACAAGAGAUUUGAUGUGUGCAUCAUGGAUGAAGCUGGGCAAACUACAUUACCCGUUUCUUUGGGACCAUUGAUGUUUGCAUCGAAGUUUGUUCUUGUAGGGGAUCAUUAUCAAUUACCACCACUUGUCCAGAGUGCAGAGGCCAAAGAGAAUGGAAUGGCAGUAAGUCUGUUCUGCAGGCUUUCAGAAGCACAUCCACAAGCGAUUUCAGCUUUGCAAAGCCAGUAUCGUAUGUGCAAAGAAAUAAUGGAACUAUCAAAUACCUUGAUAUAUGGCAACAGACUACGCUGUGGCUCUUCAGAAGUGGAGAAUGCGAAGCUCACCUAUUCUUGUUCUAUAGCUGGACCUCCAUGGAUGAAGGAGGUAAUGAAUCCAAACAAGCCAGUAAUAUUUAUUAACACCGAUCUGCUGCUAGCUUUUGAAACAAAUGACCGCAAAAGUUUAAGCAAUCCAAUAGAAGCUUAUAUCAUUUCUGAGGUAUCAAACAAGUUGUUAAACACAGGCAUAUCACAGGAAGACAUUGGCAUCAUUACACCCUACAACUCCCAGGCAGAUCUUAUCAGGCAAGCAGUUUCAACGUCGGUCGAGAUACAUACAAUUGACAAAUAUCAGGGCAGGGAUAAAGAUUGCAUCUUGGUGUCAUUUGUAAGGUCAAAUGAAAACCCAAAGAGCUCUGUUUCUACGUUGCUUGGAGACUGGCACAGGAUUAAUGUUGCUCUUACACGCGCAAAGAAGAAGCUGAUCAUGGUGGGUUCUUGCGCUACGCUCUCAAAAGUGCCACUGCCCAAGCUUCUGAUUGAAACAAUUGAACAGCAGGGCGGCAUUUUCAGUGUUGGCAAAAACGAUAUUCGUCAUUGUAAAGUUGGGAUUAAAAGAUGUUCCCAGACCAGAUCAGACAAUGGUGAUUUGUAAUUUUUCUUUUGUAAAUGGGGAUGUUGUAAAAUUUCUUCAUUUUUGUUGUGCAUAGUGCAUUACCUUGAGGCUUAGGCAACUAUUUGGUUUAUGUUGUAAAGGGGAAUCUUCUGCAAUAGAUGAAUAGAUUAAUACUCAAA
This is a messenger RNA of Ipomoea triloba (trilobed morning glory), 4660 nucleotides long. Its product is annotated as DNA replication ATP-dependent helicase/nuclease JHS1. Gene Ontology annotation, biological process: replication fork reversal. Gene Ontology annotation, cellular component: cytoplasm. Lineage: Eukaryota; Viridiplantae; Streptophyta; Magnoliopsida; Solanales; Convolvulaceae. Gene Ontology annotation, molecular function: 5'-flap endonuclease activity; single-stranded DNA helicase activity. The record is from RefSeq and is a predicted model, not a curated record. The coding region runs from base 135 to 4520 and encodes 1461 amino acids. The transcript has 34 exons.